CUCUCUGUCUCUCUCUCUCUCAGUUGAGUGUAGACUAGUAUGAGCCUGCCUGCCUGGCUGCUCCCUCCCCCCUUCCCAUUCCACCAAUUCCUCCUCCCCACCACGACGAUGAGGUGAGGUGACUGGGUUCGCCGCCGACGACGCCGACGAGCCUGGUCCCAUACAUCUCCGCCCUCUCGUCUUCCUCAUCCGCAACAGCAGAAGGAGAAGGAGAUGGAGGACGGCGGCAAGGCGGCAGCCGGCCUGGGCACCCUGCGCGCUGUGCUCGCCAUCCUCCAGUGGUGGGGCUUCAACGUCACCGUCAUCAUCAUGAACAAGUGGAUCUUCCAGAAACUGGAUUUCAAGUUUCCUCUCACCGUGUCCUGCGUCCACUUCAUAUGCUCUUCAAUUGGUGCAUAUGUUGCAAUCCAUGUGCUUAAGGCCAAACCACUGAUUGAAGUUGAACCGGAGGACCGUUGGAAAAGGAUAUUUCCAAUGUCAUUUGUUUUCUGCAUAAAUAUUGUGCUGGGAAAUGUGAGCCUGCGCUACAUUCCAGUCUCCUUCAUGCAGACGAUCAAAUCUUUCACACCUGCAACCACAGUUAUUCUGCAGUGGCUAGUUUGGAGCAAGCAUUUUGAAUGGCGCAUAUGGGCUUCCCUGGUCCCUAUAGUUGGGGGCAUACUCCUAACUUCGGUAACAGAGCUCAGCUUCAACAUUUUUGGUUUCUGCGCUGCCAUGGUUGGCUGCCUGGCUACAUCUACAAAGACCAUCUUGGCAGAGUCCCUACUCCAUGGAUACAAAUUUGACAGCAUUAACACAGUGUACUAUAUGGCGCCCUUUGCCACCAUGAUACUGGCUCUACCAGCAAUGUUGCUGGAAGGAGGUGGCGUGAUCAACUGGUUCUACACACACGAUUCAAUUGUUCCUGCGCUGGUCAUCAUCCUAGGUUCAGGGGUGCUUGCUUUUUGCCUUAACUUCUCCAUCUUCUACGUGAUCCAUUCAACUACAGCAGUGACUUUCAAUGUUGCUGGAAACCUUAAAGUCGCGGUGGCAGUAUUAGUGUCAUGGUUGAUCUUCCGGAACCCGAUCUCUGCAAUGAAUGCAAUUGGAUGUGGAAUCACUCUGGUUGGCUGCACUUUCUAUGGCUACGUUAGGCAUCUAAUAUCUCAACGGCAGGCUGCGGCUCCAGGGAACUUGCCCAGAAAUCAGAUGGAGAUGCUUCCCCUUGUGGACGACAAGCAAGAAAAGGUUUAGCAAGUUGGCGAUUAUGCAGCGGAAGAGGUACAUUACAGAAAGAUGGUAUGCCCAGAGAAGACUGACAAUGGUUAUAGGAAAGUUGCUGGGCUCAAGGCUGCAUAAGUUAGGGCUCACAAGAGUAUAUAUAUACUCAUGCAUCGGUGGGCGGCUGGUCAGAGACUCGUGUAAUUGGGCAUUCUUAUAGCAUCAUUGUCGUCUCAUUUGCUUUGGUAUAUUAGUCUCCAGUAUCAAAACUGAAUUCGUUAUUAGGAAGGCUGAUUUGCUGUGGCCUAGAAUUUGUCAGCUGAUGUGGUCCAAAGCUGUUCCCUGCUCGUUGUCUUGAGGCUGCGCUCAAUUUGCUGUGCCCUCAAUAGCAUGGCUGCCUGUUAGAAUGCUAGAUCCUGCAGCAUUGUUCCAAAGCUGGCAUUGCCCAUUGCCAUGUCCCGUAGCGUUGUUUGCAUGGCUUACAGAUAGACAUGAGUCAGGUGGGAUUGAUAUAAAUCAUGUUUUAACUGGGAAAUUACAUGUAUUGUGGUUGUGGA
Messenger RNA from Panicum virgatum (switchgrass), 1757 nucleotides. Its product is annotated as UDP-galactose transporter 1-like. The coding region runs from base 214 to 1233 and encodes 339 amino acids. Gene Ontology annotation, molecular function: antiporter activity. The transcript has 5 exons. The record is from RefSeq and is a predicted model, not a curated record. Gene Ontology annotation, cellular component: Golgi apparatus. Lineage: Eukaryota; Viridiplantae; Streptophyta; Magnoliopsida; Poales; Poaceae.